Molecule: messenger RNA, 2160 nt
Organism: Brenthis ino (lesser marbled fritillary)
Lineage: Eukaryota; Metazoa; Arthropoda; Insecta; Lepidoptera; Nymphalidae
Source: the annotation of a GenBank genome assembly
AUGGCAUUAUUUAUGAAACAAGAUUUCUCACCACCUAUAUUAUCAAGACGAUGGGUUGCACUGAAAUUCAGACCUAACAUGCUCGUGUAUAGCAGAGAGCAUAUCAUAGCAAUACUAGAAAGUGGUUUGUUAUUCCGAGAAGACAGUGUUGAGGUGGAACAGGAAGCACCUGAUGCUGAGACUAUUUGGAAAAGGGCUGGUGGAUGUAAGGGUGGCUGGUUCACCGGUGGCGAGAGAAAUAUGGCCUUAGCUGCUACACUUGCUUUGGUUGUUGCAGCACCACCUAAAAAUUUACAACGACUAACUCUAUUUAAACUGGCAACAUACAUGUUAUUACCAGCAGUAAUACGUGCAACACAUAGAAUGUAUUGCAAGGGAUCACUUAAAACAUUACUAUCAUUGAUGCGUGAUUAUAUGUCGUUAGUUCGACGCGCUACAGCGUGUUGCCGUGAAUAUGCCACUUUGCAUUCAAAAUUAGCAUCAGUGUCAACAAUAAUAGAGUCAACACAAGCAAUGCUUUUACAACAACAAACUUCUCUCUUAGUGCUCAUGUCUCGAGCCGGUUCUUCUUUACUGGGGAAUGUGCCAUGGUUGAGAGGUGAUGUCAUUUGUGAGUUUGACACUGACAAUCUAUUGAAAAUCCAUCACGCGUUCCUCGUCGUUCAAUCGACACUCUUAAAAAAUAUCGCGCUCGCUCAUUCUGUACCAACAGCUCACACGUUAAAAUUAUACAAAAAUCAUAAUGAACGUGUAUAUUGGAUACACAAUGUUCUAAUAAAUCAUCUUAUUCUGGAAUUCAAAGAUAAUUUUGAGGCUUUAGAAAGAAUGUAUAGGUUGUUAAAAAAUGUCGGUACUAAAGAUGGAGAUAUUGUAAAAAAACUUGGUUCAGCUAUAAACGAUACGUGGUUAUACUCUGAAGUUCAUACUGGGAUAGCUCGGUCAUGUUUGGAAAUGAGGGUAGCAUUGGAAAAAUGCAAUCAUUUAGAUAUGUUUUUGGAUUCCUGUGCAACGAACAGACAAAACAUCGAUUUGGAUAUAUUAGAUAAAGAUAUUGAUGAGAUAAUAGAUACAAUAACAAAAUGUCUAUCAACUGUGCAAAACUCGCAGAUACGUUUGAAGAAAAUGCAAAAUAAACUUCAAGUAAAUGAUGAUGUGAAACAUGAUAGUGACAAGGAGUAUGAAGAAAAGAAUAUAUUAAAAAUAGAAGAUAAAGAACCAGAGAUAAGGGAUGAAGUUUUUUAUUUCGUUAAAACUGAAGACGAGAGUGUAGUUUCUCCGGUUGGUGAUGUAGUGACAGGUCCUGGCCGAAAAGAGAAAGAAACGUCAAAAGUUGUUUUGAAAGAGUUAAAAAGAAAAUUAGUGAAAAGAGAAGAUGUGAUGAGAGAAAGAGAGAGACAAGCAUUGGCAAAAACAAUGCCAGAUCUAAAAAACAUACCAGAAUUUCCGAGGCAGAUAAACUACGAAGAAUAUUUAGAUAAAAAAGGUUUUAUAACAAAAAUUGUUAGGAAGCAGAUGAAAAAUAGAAAGUUGUUUAAAAUAUAUAAAAUAAGUAAACAUCAGAAACGAAAAUUAGGGAGUUUUAAAUUAAAAAUAGAGAAAUACAAAAUGGAAAGCGAUUUACCAAUAGCAUUUUACGAAGCCAAUGCAAAAUUCGAUGCGAAAAGUAAAUUUUUGACGGUAAACAAAGUUAAAGGCAAAUAUAUAAUAACAAAAUGGCAGAAAUAUGUUAAAAUACCAAAGAAUGAUUCAGAAUUCAGUGAUUUUUCUGAUACUUUAAGCGACGUAGAUAAUAAAAUACCAAACAUCGAAACAAGUAACCUAAAACAAGCGAAUGAAGUUAAAAACUUUAAAUUUUCAAAAAAAGAUCUCGAACUUUCUCCUUCAUCUUCGGAUAGUGAAUUUGAUCAAUAUGAGAAAUCAGCACUUUUAAAUGACGUGAGAAGAUAUAGGGCGGUUAGGAAGAAGAACUUUCCAAAACGGCAAACAAUAGAUAAUGUAGAUGAAAGUCUCAAACCCAUAGAGUAUAGUUUUGGCACGGGAUUGGCAAUGGCGUCGGUUUUGCAAAUAAAUAGUAAUGCCAAAAUAUCAAAUAUGGUGCAAGAAGAAGUUUUCAUUGGCAAUGGUGAAGUUUCAACAGAUAGUGGAAAUGAUGAAGAUGCU